Nannospalax galili (Upper Galilee mountains blind mole rat) is the source of this 2435-nucleotide messenger RNA. RefSeq names its product potassium calcium-activated channel subfamily M regulatory beta subunit 2 (gene Kcnmb2). Gene Ontology annotation, molecular function: calcium-activated potassium channel activity; potassium channel regulator activity. The record is from RefSeq and is a predicted model, not a curated record. Bases 296 to 1003 code for a protein of 235 amino acids. Gene Ontology annotation, cellular component: membrane; voltage-gated potassium channel complex. The transcript is spliced from 5 exons. Lineage: Eukaryota; Metazoa; Chordata; Mammalia; Rodentia; Spalacidae. Gene Ontology annotation, biological process: potassium ion transport; detection of calcium ion.
ACUAACCCUAGGCAUGGCUAUCUAGGCUGCCCGUCACUCCUAUUGUCCUCCCAAACUCUUUCAGACAUUUUGAGCCAGGAGUGUUAAAGCUCUGAGUUAGGAGAGUAUGACAUCAAUGGUCCACAAAGGCUGCCAGCCCAGCGAGGAGGCAAAGCCCGAGGACUGCGCGGGAUCACCAUCCUUAAAAAUUAAGCUUGGCUUUUGAGGAAGAUGUGACAGCCACCAGAGGUCUUCCUGCCACUCCUCCAGGACUUCCACCGUGAGGAAAGGACCCCCAGGACCAACAUCCUCUAAGAUGUUCAUAUGGACCAGCGGCCGGACCUCUUCCUCUUACAGGCACAAUGAGAAAAGAAACAUCUACCAAAAAAUCAGGGACCACGACCUCCUAGACAAGAGGAAAACGGUGACGGCGCUGAAGGCUGGGGAGGACCGGGCCAUUCUCCUGGGACUGGCCAUGAUGGCCUGCUCCAUCAUGAUGUACUUCCUGCUGGGGAUCACGCUACUGCGUUCCUACAUGCAGAGUGUGUGGACGGAAGAGGCUCAGUGCACCUUGCUGAACGUGUCCAUCACAGAGACGUUCAACUGCUCCUUCAGCUGUGGUCCAGACUGCUGGAAGCUGUCUCAGUACCCCUGCCUCCAGGUCUACGUGAACCUGACUUCUUCCGGAGACAGGCUCCUGCUCUACCACACCGAGGAGACCAUGAAAACCAACCCAAAGUGCUCCUACAUACCCAAAUGUGGAAAAAACUUUGAAGAAUCUAUGUCCCUGGUGAACGUCGUCAUGGAAAACUUCAGGAAAUACCAACACUUUUCCUGCUACUCUGACCCGGAAGGCAACCAAAAGAACGUCAUCCUAACCAAACUCUACAGCUCCAGCGUGCUGUUCCAUUCUCUCUUCUGGCCAACUUGUAUGAUGGCUGGGGGAGUGGUCAUCAUUGCCAUGGUGAAACUAACUCAGUACCUCUCUCUGCUCUGUGAGAGGAUCCAACGGAUCAAUAGAUAAAGAAAAAUCAUGGAUAAGAUCAUUUUCUUUAAAGCUCAAAUACUGUUUUCUUUCAUUCUUCACCAAAGAACCUUAAGUUUGUAACGUGCAGUCUGUUGUGUUCCCUAAUACAUUAUUCUACAUAGAGCAAUAACACAGAAGCUGUCCUGUAUGCAGUCAUGAUGCCAUCAUUCAGGAGAAGUCACUGUUCUUGGUUGCUUGGUCUCAUUUCCUUGUUUUGAUGCUGGAAUUAGUCUGUCCACUGUUCUUUCCAACAGAACGGGGCUCAGCUACCUAAGUGUCAUAAAUGAGUAUAGGCACCGUCCACGUGACAAAGGUCUGUGUUCUGAGUUUUCAGGCCUCUUGAAGACAAGGUUUUUCUUCAUUUGUUGUUUACUAAAGCUACAGCCAAAAACAUGUUUUCCUUUUCUCCCUCUACACUGAGCCCUGCAGCAAGCGAAGGGUUGUGUUUCCUAAUUAAAGGGUGUUGGACGUUCUCCUUGUAUCUUUACCAUAUCACUGUAAUGAAGAGAGGACACCUAGCCAACUACAUUUCUGUCAUUACUUUUUAUUCACAGCUUUAUAUUUUUUAACUGAUUUCCAAAAAAGAAAUCUGUUUGCAUUAGCCGAUUCUAUAAUCUCUUCCUUAUGAUCUGAUAGAAAAUGAACAGAGCUCUCUUCCAUUUAUGACCCUGCUACUGUGUUGGGGAAUGAAGCUGGUAAGGAGCUCAUUCCUAUGAACUGACUGGGGGGUUGCUAGAUGCACCAUCGCUGUGCAGGAAGGCCUGUGCUACAAAGACAUUUAUGUGAAAAUGUUUAUUCCAUUUCAACUGAACCGUUAGAUGCUAACAUUAAGAUACUACUUGCUGAUAAAGACUAGUGAACUGGUUUGAAUGAGUAAAUCUGCUGUGGCAAACGAACACAUUGGAAUAUUGCUCUUGGAGAAUUUAUGUUAAAGUGAUGACUGUGUAGUCUCUCCUUCUGACAAAUAUUGCCUGGUAGGAUUUUAAAGCUAUAUAUGCAGAAUAUUUGUCUCCUCUACAUAUUUUAUUUUUCUAUUUACAAUUCCUUUUUGGUUGUUAUAUUUUAUAUGCAGAAUAGACUUUUUUCCUAACACACGUUUGAACUGAAUAACAGAUUUAAAGGAAGCCUUUCUUCACAUUACUAUUUAUUUAUUAUAUUUGGGUCGGGGGGAAUGGGGGAUUGGUUUUCAAUAAAAACAUUCCAUCUUUUAUUUAGUAUCACCAUCAAAGGAGAGAACAACCAUCUUUCUCAUCUCUAAGUACCUUUUUGUAAUGUAGUAUUGUUUUUUAGGUAAUUGCGAAAUUUUACAGAUCACUGUGGAAUGAAUGGUACAGCUAAUCUGAUGAAGUGGAAAUUAUUCUGUGAUACUGUAAUUCAUAGUUUGACUUUUCAUAAGCAAAUAAAUCCCUAGGGUAUAAUCAGGACUUCA